Rubroshorea leprosula is the source of this 1046-nucleotide messenger RNA. Lineage: Eukaryota; Viridiplantae; Streptophyta; Magnoliopsida; Malvales; Dipterocarpaceae. The record is from the annotation of a GenBank genome assembly.
CGUCGGUGCUCCCCGCCACCCCCCCCCCAAAAAAAAAGAAGAAGAAAUAUCCUCCCUGUAGAGUGGAGAUCAUGGAAAUGGAUGCUUCCAGUGUUGUUUCUCAUAGAAUCGACGUUGAAAACGGACGCAACUCUGCAUGUUCCUUUGCCGAGAAGAAGCUGAAACUCUUUGGGUUUGAGCUCAACCCGAACAAGAACAAACAGAGCUCCUCUGUUUUGGAAGCUGAUCACGAAAGUACAAAUUCAUCAACUACAGUAGUCUCGGCUGCGAAGGAGAAGCCGGAGACAGCUGCCGCCGACGAGAACUUGAAGAAGUUUGAGUGCCAAUACUGCUUGAAGGGGUUCGCGAAUUCUCAAGCGUUAGGGGGUCAUCAGAAUGCGCACAAAAGAGAGAGGAUGAAGAAGAAGAGGUUGCAGCUUCAAGCCCGGCGUGCAAGUAUUAAUCACUACCUUCAACCGUUCCAGAACAGCCUCGGAAUCGUCACUUCCCCUGUUUCAGGAGCUCCCCUGUACUAUGAUCCUUCCUUCAAUACCUCCGAUCACCAUCAACAUCAGUUUACUCUGUACGAGGAAUCCAAAAUCAGUUUCGGACGGUACGAGCAAUAUCAUGGAUCCAAUUGGCACACAGAAGCUCCUAUGAUCCCUUUCCAACGGGAUUCUGAUUCUUCUUCGUGUGUGUUCACUCUGACACACGGUGACAGGGGCGGUGCAGACAGGGGUGUCGGUACUAGGACAGCUCCGAGGUUACCGGCAAAACAGGGGUGUAAAUCAUUGGAUCUUCAACUGGGGCUGAGUUUACAAUCUACGAUCCAGAGCUCCACCGGAAGUGGAAUAUAACAGACAUCAUUUUCAGUUUUAUUACAAAAGGGAAAAAUACAGAACGCAUCCGAGGAACAUCUGUAAAUUAUCAAUGUGAUCGGAUAAUGCCAUGAUGUCGGCCGGCGGCGUAGAUACACAAGUGCUGUACUUAGUAUUUAGUUAAUGAAGAUUGAAGCAAAGAUGUUAAGAAAUGAAUAUUUGGGAAUUGAUUAAAUUUGCUAUUUAAUU